CUCUUUUCCGGUCCCUGGCGCUCCGGGAGCCGCGGGAGACGGUGAGGUGCAGACAUGGCCAAGUCCAAGAACCACACCACGCACAACCAAUCCCGAAAAUGGCACAGAAAUGGCAUCAAGAAACCCCGAUCCCAACGAUAUGAAUCUCUUAAGGGGGUGGACCCCAAGUUCCUGAGAAACAUGCGCUUUGCCAAGAAGCACAACAAGAAGGGCCUGAAGAAGAUGCAGGCCAACAACGCCAAGGCCAUGGAUGCACGUGCCGAGGCUAUCAAAACUCUCUUAAAGCCCAAAGAGGUCAAGCCCAGGAUCCCAAGGGGCGUCAACCGCAAGCUCAGUCGUCUCGCUUACAUCGCCCAUCCCAAGCUUGGGAAGCGUGCUCGGGCCCGCAUUGCCAAGGGUCUCAGGCUCUCCCGGCCAAAGUCCAAAGCCAAGGCUCAAAGUAAGGCCGAAGCUCCGGCCAAGGCUUCCACUCAAGUUCUAGCUCCAGGUCAGGCUCCCAAAGGUACCCAGGCCCCCACAAAGGCUUCGGAGUAGAGUUCUCCAUCUGAGGACAGAAGGACUGGUGUGACCCCUGGGGCUGCAAUCUGCAUGGGGCUGGUGUCCUCCUGUGCUAUUUGUACAAAUAAACCUUGAGGCAGGAGCUGCUGUCAGUCUGCUGUGU
This is a messenger RNA of Trichechus manatus latirostris (Florida manatee), 661 nucleotides long. It is a transcript of the gene RPL29, whose product is annotated as ribosomal protein L29. Bases 55 to 534 code for a protein of 159 amino acids. Gene Ontology annotation, molecular function: structural constituent of ribosome. Gene Ontology annotation, biological process: cytoplasmic translation. The transcript is spliced from 4 exons. Gene Ontology annotation, cellular component: ribosome; cytosolic large ribosomal subunit. NCBI's taxonomy places the organism in Eukaryota, Metazoa, Chordata, Mammalia, Sirenia, Trichechidae. The record is from RefSeq and is a predicted model, not a curated record.